CCGGCAUCCGUCAACACCUACAAAUACCAAUAAUGCGCACUCCGUUCCGUUGGAAAGUUAGAAAUCACUGACUGUUCAGUGAGAGACAACAUGGGUAUAUGGACCUGGAUUCGGAGUAGGUUGCAGGAACCUCAAUAUGGAGAGACAGAGGCUCGUUCAAGCCAGGCCGAAUUCACUUUCAAAGCAGUCGCUAUAGGCCUGCUAAUAGGCUGCUUGCUGUGCUUUACGAACUUGUACUUUGGAUUGCAGACAGGAUGGAUUAGCAUGAUGUCACUUCAAUCCGCCCUGAUUGGUUUCUUGCUGUCCAAGAUGCUCCCCACUCCCCUUUCUCCGCAGGAAAUCAUCGUAGUGCAGACCACUGCAGUUGCUACCGGCACGAUGCCACUAGCAGCGGGGUUUGUUGGAAUUUUACCUGCGCUAGGUCUACUCGAGGAGGAAAAGGAUGGGAGCCCACCAAUUCGUCUUUCUUGGCUUGCUGCCAUAGGAUGGUCAUGCUCAGUCGCAUUUUUCGGAGUAUUCUUGUCACCUCCCAUUAGAAAGCAAGUUAUCAUCAAAGAGCAACUGGCGUUUCCAUCUGGCACGGCGACUGCUCAGCUAAUUUCCGUCCUACAUCGAAUGCCCCCUCCAGAUACUACGUUGCGACACCGUUCCGGCUAUAGGGCAAUUGAUACAGAAGAUUCGACACAUCCAACCGCAGCCACGGACGUACCUGAGAAUCAUCAGGAAGCUGCCGCAGAACACGACUUUGAUGAAAGAGAGGCUGUUCAGCGAGAAGGCUGGGAAGAUUUGCUAAUGAGCUUCCUUGCUUCCGGGGCAAUGACUCUUGCCGCAUAUUUUUUCCCGAUUGUCUUCGCGAUUCCGCUAUUCGGGAAGUACCUAGCCAGAGAAUGGCUUUGGUCUUUUACUCCUAGUUUGUCGUAUGUCGGUCAAGGCAUUAUCAUGGGUUUCCCAACCACCUUGAGUAUGAAUUUGGGCAUGCUUGUGGGUUGGGGUAUCUUAUCACCCCUGUCGAAGCACUCUGGGUGGGCUCCUGGUCCAGUGGGCGACAUGUCUACAGGCGCGCGCGGCUGGAUCCUCUGGAUAUCUCUGGCCAUCAUGUGUGCCGACUCCCUCAUUUCUCUCCUUCCUGUUGUCUAUGAGUACUGUAUCAAACUAGUAGCUUGGUACAGACCAACAAAGCCUGGCGACGAUGCAGAAACGCAUGAAGAUCUUGAAGUAGAAACCGCUGACCGACUUGUCCCAACGGAGUGGGUCAUUUACGGUCUUAUAGGCAGUAUAUGUGUUGGGACAAUUUUGGUUUGGAUCGUCUUCGGAAAUGAGGGUAUCAAACCAUGGGCAACCCUGAUCGGUUUCAUGAUGGGUGGAUUACUCAGCAUCCUGGGGGUGCGGGCACUGGGAGAGACUGAUUUGAAUCCUGUAAGCGGACUGGGGAAGAUCUCGCAACUUCUCUUUGCUUGGAUACAACCCGGCAAUGUGGUUGCAAAUAUCAUUGCCGGAGGUGUUGCAGAAGCUGGCGCUCAACAAGCUGGAGACCUUAUGCAGGACCUCAAGACUGGUCAUCUGAUACGUGCUUCCCCGAGAGCCCAAUUCUAUGGUCAACUUAUCGGAUCAUCAUUGUCAAUCAUUGUUUCAGCAACUGCUUAUACCCUGUACCAACGAGCAUAUACGAUACCCGGACCUUCUUUUCCUGCGCCGACUGCGUACGUCUGGCUCAGCCUGGCUCGCCUCCUCCGUGACGGGCAACUUCCUCAAAAUAGCGCCUCCUAUAUGGUGCUGUUUGCGAUAAUCUUCGGAGUCAUCGCAGGUGUCAAAGUUAUGGCUGCACAACACAACCACCCCUAUACAAAGUGGAUCCCUUCCGGGAUUGCAUUCGCCAUUGGAUUUCUGAACACGCCUUCUUUUUCUUUGGCACGUUUGAUCGGCGGGAUCAUCGAAUAUAUGUAUCACAAGCGCGUUGCAAAAUCUGGAGGCGCGGAUAUUAGGUUAAUUGUGAUUGCAAGUGGUUUUGUGUUGGGCGAAGGAGUGAUCAGCGUGAUUUCGUUGGUGCUGAAGACAUAUGGAGUGGGCGUGGCAAGUUGUUGGGGCUUGAUUUCGAUGUGGCGUGAAUGGGCGCACGGGCAGGCAGCCGCUUUUCUGUAG
Suillus subalutaceus is the source of this 2139-nucleotide messenger RNA. Its product is annotated as OPT oligopeptide transporter protein-domain-containing protein. NCBI's taxonomy places the organism in Eukaryota, Fungi, Basidiomycota, Agaricomycetes, Boletales, Suillaceae. The coding region runs from base 91 to 2139 and encodes 682 amino acids. The record is from RefSeq and is a predicted model, not a curated record. The transcript has 13 exons. Gene Ontology annotation, cellular component: fungal-type vacuole membrane. Gene Ontology annotation, molecular function: oligopeptide transmembrane transporter activity.